AGCUGCAAAAUGCAGCGAAUGGGGAUUUGGGAAAUAUGGGCUAAAUCCAAUCUAAAAGCACGAACGCUCCUCUGCUCUGGAGAAACUGCGCCUUCAGAAUAAAAUAUUGCAGACUAAUUUGUUCACACAUAACAUCCUUGCACGAAUGAGAAACAUGAUUUAAUUUGUAAAAGCUGGAUGAGCAGGCAUCAGCCCAACAACCCAUUAAACAAUACAAACGCUGCUAUGUGAUAGCGGGUUCAUUAUCCCCUGCAGUGACUAAAAACAGCCACCAGGAGGCGCCUCGGUGAUGUGUCGGUCAGACCGACGAGAUAGAGUGAAAAAAAAGAGGCUUCUUUUCUUUAUAUCAGUUUUAUUUAUAAUGCAAUCAAAGGAGAAAACCGGAGACAAUUUACUAAAACAUGGAGAAAAAUAAUCUCCACUUGUUCUCCAUAUGAAUAUCUAGAUACUCGUUUUAUUUUCUCUGCUGAUUAGUUAGUUAUGAUUACAUAUUUGUAUAAUCUCUGUAAUAAUAAAUUAGGUGUGAGUGCUGAGCAGUGAAUUGUUCUUGCUUUGCCAAAAAGAGGUAUGUGAGUAUUUGACAGCCUGAAGCUUAACUAUUUUUGGACUGAUUCAGGAUCAGUCAUACCAUGUGGCAAUGAUGUAUUCAAGUCUACUAUAAAGCAGUGAUUCUCAAAGCGGGGUCAGGGGUCAGUGGCACUGUCAGGAGGUCAGCACAAUGAUUUGUGAUCAAUGAAAACACUGAGCUGUAUUAUUCUAAUUCAAAUAUACAACAAAUUAAGUAUAUUGUGUCGAUUUCUCCCACGUUAGUUUAGGGAUUGUGACACACGUCAAUAAAAGAAGCUCAUUAUUUUUAGGUGACUAACAGUCACCUUGAGAAUGAUAGAUUUUAAGUGUCUGCAUUGUUUUAGGACCUUGUCAGUAAUGCCGCUGUUCAUUUUCAAAAAAGCUUUUAAGAACAAUUGAAAAGUAUAAAUGCUUCCAGAAUCCUAAAAUAAUUUGAAUUCAAUGACCCUCUGUUUAAAAGUAUAUAAUAGGUAUUAGUAUUAUUGUAAUUUAAAUGUGUUUCUGUUCACCCCUAUGAAACAGGUCUGGAGUAUUUAGGUUGAAAAGUUUCAUGAUACAAACUGUUCCAAUGGCGUCUAAUUCAAAUGCACUGGAUUUUAUCUUCGUCACAUGAUUACAAUGCUGUACUUCUAAGUUUCAAAAUAAAUAGUCAAUAAUAUCCUUUUGGUACAGAAGCAGACACUCGAAGGCAUUUUAAUAGAAACAAAUAGCAUAACACAUGUAAAUAAACGUUGUAGAAAUGUGUUUGUAUGCAUGAGAAUUAUGAAUACAUUCUGGAACAGCUGCAUUUAAGAAAUUCUCUCUCAUAACUGUCUGAAAUAUUCUGAAAUAAUCAGAAAUCCUGUCUCUUUCCAAUCAUUCCUUUUCCCUCAGUGUGCCUAUAUAAUUAAUGUCUUGAUGGAUCAUUCUCCAUUUUACCCUUUUAGUUCAGAGUUUCGUUGCCAGUUAUUGCAGUUGCCUGUUUGAGGUUUACUCGGUCACAGAGGUGCUCUGAAUCCCAUGUUAUGGUCAGCACGCUAACAUGCCGAUGGUUCGAAGGUAUCGUGCUUAUCAUGUGAGUUUACUGAACACCAAGUGCAGCUGGGGCUGAUGGGAAUGCCAUUCGCUUCUUCAGGUAAUUGAUUGUAACAUUAAGUAUUGGAGAAAUACGUUCUCUAGAUAUAUCUCCCUCUAACCCAAGAUGUAAAUCUCGUGGUGGCACUAUAGAGCAAAGGUCAAAGGAUCACCAAAGCCCUUAGGAUUCAUCCUGCAAACGAGAGUUCAUAGAAGUCCAUCGCAUAGCUGUUGAAAGACUUCAGCUUAGACCAAAGAGGUGUUUUGAGCACAGCAGAAUAAAUACUGCUGGUAAUGCGGUGAAGCCUACUUGUCAUAUUCUUUGGCAGCUUGCCUCCUCACUGGUUUUUCUGUUGAAUACUUUGAAGAUGAUCUGCAGCUGCCCUGCUGCUGCCCCUGAGCUCCAAGGCAAAGAGUUCAUUUGUUGUCACGUGACACCGGGCAUGAACACACCUGUGUGUAUGAGAUGAGGUCUAUAAUAUGGAGGGUGUGUAAAUAUGGAGGUAAUAUACGGUGUAUUAUCUGUGUUUGCUGAGUUUACAGGCAGUGCCCCCAGGUUUAAUGACCAAUGUUAACACAGACUUAUCAGUGCAGCUUUAUCAAGUGUUCAAACACACCUUUUGUAAGCUCUCGAACAUACGCACCCCCCCCACACACACACACACACACACACACACACCCACGCUCACUGGAAUGGUGCACGGGGGCUUAUUGCUUUAUUGGAUUCAAAGUUUAAACAUGAUUGCUUCUUCAAAGGCAAAGGACACACAUAUUAUUAUUUAUCGCUGUUCGCAAUCUCAUCACUAUCACCAGUUGAAAGUACAGUGUGGUCCAUAGAAAUGCCGGUAUAGUGUCCAUUCAUACAUGCCAUCUUGGUUAUUUGAAAGCCAAUGUGCCAACAAUAAGACAUAUAGUGUCAUAAGGCAUUGUAUAGUAGACCAGCCUCCUUUCUUCCUGAUAGUUUGUCUUUCUUUAGUAUAUUUGGCCUUCGAAAUUAAAGGUUUGCCAACUGUCAUACCUCUUUAUUUUUCUACAUUCUGUAAUCUUUUUGCAUCGUAGAAAUGUUGUGCCCCAAUGAGCUGCUAUGAGAAACACCACCAGAAAAUAUGAAAAGUGAAUUCCAUUACAAUAGUUAAAUCUUAUAGAAAAUGUAAAAGUAAUGAAUGGCAAAAAGACAAAAAACAACAACAACAACGAUUUGUUUUUUCUCAAUAGAUCACAUUUCCAAGGACAUGAUUACUGCUUGAUAUCUUUUCCUGUUUGUAAGGGUUGUUCCCCUCUGACUGUGUAUAUCUGGGAUUAAAAAGUACAACAAAUACAACAGCAUGCUUUUAUUGGAAAUAAAUAAAUAAAUAAAAGACAGAAAUAAAGACAUUCAAACUAAUAAUAAUGUAUUAAGAAUGUAUAUGUAUCCUUCAUAUUAUAAUGAACUACAUUCCACACAUAUGGAUAUGGGUGGUUUGUACAGUUUCAAUACUAAAAACACCCCUGGGAAAGAUCCGGAUCACCUCUCAAAUGACUCACAUCAAAAAACAAAAAAACAAAUAGGUUCCGAAAGUUACAUAUUAUAUUUUUAGUUGAUGCAGUACAAGAUAUAAGUAUGUAAUAACAAAAUGUGCUUUUCUCGCAAAGGCCCCUAAAGCCUCUUGUGCUGGGUGUAAUCAUGGAAAAGUGACAAAUCAGUAGAAUAAUUACUCGGAAACACUGUCAAUGAUCUUUUAUGAGUGAUCCAAGUCACAUUUUACUUUUACAUAAUAUGAAUGAAAUAUGUCAUAUACUUUAAACAUACAUUUAUUAGAGCCUGAUAAAGUAACAGGCCCACACAGCUUAACCGUUUGGUCUGGAUCAAUAGGCGACACUAAACCUAACACACCCCUUGUGAAAUCCUUAUGCUGCAUUAAAGUGUGAUAUUUAAGUAUCAUACUAUAAUGCAUUUAGAUAUACAUAUAUGGGUAUGUAUGGGUAAUUACUAGGACCCCUGAAUGUAUAUCUAGAAAAUAAUGUUUAUCUCAUGUUCUAGGCAUGUUUUCCACCUGAAACACGUGACCUCUCCUCGAGUGUCCAUAACGAUUCAAAACAAAAAAACAAGCCAUGUCGAUAACGCGGUCAAUAAUGUUCAUGAGGGAGCUGAUGAGACGUUCACGGACACCCGUGGCGAGACUGUAAUGUGACCUGAACGCAGAUCCAGUCUGGAUGUUGACUCACCGACCGUCAAGUCAGACAGACAACCGGGGCGGGAGGUGACCGGGAGGCCUUCAAACUAAAAGCCGUCACGUGGGUUCCACUUAACGUUAGCUAGCUGCUAGUUUGUAAAGAUACUAGGGCUUAUUUAAACUGGCGGCUGUUUGCUAACCGGGUUUUUAAGAGAUUGUGUUUCCAGUAAAAAAAACAUGUAAAAAGUAUUGCUUUUAUUAAGUUAGCGAAAAGUGUACACAUAAUAUUCCACACAUGGAGGUGCAGCCAUGUUUCUAUAUUAGCCGUGGAGCCGUUGACAUAGAAAACAUGUGGAGCUUCUUUAACCAACUAAAAGACAACGUAGGCUACGUCCUCGCUACGCUCUCCUAUCUUCUGCCAGUGUAGAAACAUGUAUCUGACUAAACAUUUAUUUGUAUUUAUCUCGCUUAAGGCAAGACCGGAAACCGAAUUUUAUUUUUAUUUUUAAACCGCGGUUCGCUUGACAGGCUGGUCACCAGCCACAACAGCUGGCGGAGGGUUUCCGACCCCCAAGUCUCAGCGAAGAUGGUGGCGGAAGCAGCAGCAACGACGAGAGUGGAGAUGUCACGUUCGCCCCGGUAAGACACGGAGAACAACACCGCCUCACAACUCUUCGCCGUCGCUCUGUCUUUAUUUCGCCCCCUAACUCCAGCAGGGAGCGAUAUACCGGGAGGGAGGGAGGGAAGGGAGGGAAGGGAGGCAACCAGCGGCGGACGGAAGAGGACGCACCGCAGCCAGAGCGAACACAGUGUUGUGUUUGUUGGACACACGCAUGCCAGCGGAAUCUAGAGCUCCCCCAGACCUCAGGACUUUUUGAGAUAAGGAGAUGGUGCUGAUUGUGGGGCGUGUUUAAAAAAAAAAAUAAUCUCACGGAGGAGAUAGCGGAGGGGUUUCCUUCAUUACUCUGGGGAGUUUCUACGUCUUUGCUCUAGAGGUGGGGGGAAUGCGAGGGGAGGAAAUACAGCCUCAACUCCAAAUAACCAGCGACUCCUAACUGGGUCUCCUCUCCAAACGCAGGAAACACGGCCUGGGAAGAAGAAAACAAAAAAGGAAGUUUGGUAUAGCUUUUUUUUUGGAAACGAGAGGGGCCCUUACCGCUGACGUUUCUGCACGCGCUUUACGGCGUGAUUUAUAAGUGACCCACUGCGUUUGUUGGUUGUUGUAUUAAGAUAUUAAGCGCUUCUAUUAUUCCGCAGAUUGAGCGGAUGAGAAAGCACACGCUGUUCGUGUUGUUAUUGCACGAGUUUUGAUCAUCACUAUUUAUAGACCAGCCUGUUCCGCCCGAGGCUGUUCCCUCGUAGCUGUAUAUUUUGCCAACUGCGCGCAACAAGUUGCAGACACUCCCAGCAGAGGCACACCGACACUCAUUCUGGCCAGUGGAUGGUCUUUUUUUGUUUUGCGCUUCUCUUUUUCCGGAUUACGCGUCUUUGAAUAACACAAACCCCCGACCCCCUCUUUGGAAGACGGAGGGGGAAUAAACGUUGGAGAUCCGGAGUGGCAGUUCAGGAAAGGACGGGGCUGGAUCCGUGGGAAUAGGCCUGCCUGUCAGGCCUCUUAUGAUCUGAAUCUUGGACUGGACAGGGCUCAAGAAUAAACACAGUCUGGACUUUUUUUCAUGGGCCACCGGAAUAAAGAUGAAAGGAGAAUGUAUGGGAGCGAGACAUGCCAAUCCGUGGCACACUGAGCCACGAGAAAGGCUGUAGUGGAAGGUAAAGCUCACACAACUUUUUAUUUUUUCAAACCAACGUAAUAAACUGUCUUUAAGUCGGCAUUGUUUUUGUUUUUAAACAGUUACAGCAAAAGUAAACGACUUUAUGCAAAAACAUUUUUAAGUGAGGACUGUUUUAUUUUUCUGGGGAAAUAUUUUUCUUACACACAUGUAAUAGCUUCAUGCUGGAGAAUUCACACUGUCCACACCUUUUUUUAAAUUGUAUUUCAGCACUAUUAGCUGAUCACAACGACACUAUUGUGUUCGCUAUUUUAAUUUUAUUUUUUUGAAGUGGAGAAAGGACCCGUGAACGGACCAUUACCCGCGCAUGUUGUUGCGUUAAGAGGGACAGUGUAACUUUUGAACGCCAACGAGUGACAGCCUCGACCUGUAUCCGCUCUCACGACGCCGCCCUGGACCCGGACGCUGUCUCUUCCAACGCAACUACGUUAUUUCGGAAUGAAGACACAUCUGGAGAUUUCCCCUGACGCUGUCUGACUUUGUAAUGUCAGCAGUAUCGACAUAUACCGCGCGCACACACACGGAGGAGGAGGAGGUCAUUUCCAGUCGCGUGUGACGUCACGACCGACUUGAUGAAGGCGUACCGAACACGCGUCGCAUCACUAACCAGUCGUUUCCGAGAAGGAUGUUCAAUUCGGGAGGCAGAAAGAGCGAUGACAGUCUUUUAACCGCAGCUGGGGAGAAAGCCUGGCGCAGACCCAAAGCCUCUUUGGAGAAGGACACGUGUAAUGCGAGUACUGACGCAAACCCGGGCUCGGAUAAUGAACUGCUCAAGAAACUGGAACGGCGCGUCUUGUGCGAGUGAGUGUGCGAGCGAAGACGUCUGUGGCGCGCUCACCAUUCAUGCACUGUGAUCACUCCAAAAAACACCGUUUGCUCUCUCUCUCUCUCUCCCCCCCUCCUCUCCAUGCCCCCAUGUGCACACACGGUGCCCAUGCACCUCGUAUAAUUGCCUGAGGGCCACCAGCAGAUCACACUUUUAGAUUCCAGCCUCGCGUCCUCCUCGUCGUCGAUAUGGCCACUGUGCAACACCACCGGCAGCUCCUCAUGCACGGCACGGAGGCGAGCUGCGACUCCAGCGGCGGCGCGGUGACCGUGCGGAUGAGCAACAGCUCGCCGCCGCACGCGCACCAACGUGAGCCGCUGAGGUCUGCCGGCGGCGGCGGCGGAGCCAGAGGGGGCUUCAGGACUGUGAGAAAAAGGAGCCACACCCUCCACAAAUACAGCAUCUCCUCCAGUUGCAGCUCCGGGGUCUCCGCUUCGAGGGUCCGGUGGAAGGCGCCGCCGCUGUUCGAGCGCUCCGCCGCUCAGUGCUGGGACCCCAAGUUUGACUCCCCCAUCCUGGAAGACGCGUGCCAAGAGAGGUGCUUCCCUCAGACGCAGCGGCGCUUCCGCUGCGUCCUGAUCUACCUGGCCGUGGCGGCUGUGCUCUGGGGGGUGUACUUCGGGGUCAAUAGUGACCGCUGCCACCCCGUGGCCUUCCUGGUACCCACGGCCUCCUUCUUCGUCCUCCUCGUGCUCCUCUUCCUGUUCACCUUAACCCAGCUCUACACGUGGCUGUACAACCAAACCGCCUUGCUCCUGAUCGCGGUCACCUUCGCCAUCACCUUGGCUCCGCAGACACAGACUGCCGGCUACACCGAGCUGGAGUGGGCUGGCGGCGGCGGGAACGCUUCAUACCCCUCGCCGGACAACGUAGCCCCGCCUCCAACCCCCUGCAUCUCCCCCGUGGGCACCUUCUCCCUGUGCAUGGAGGUUCUGUUGUUGCUAUACAGCGUCCUCCACGUCCGCCUGUAUGCCUCCGUGAUGCUGGGGCUCCUGUAUUCGACACUAUUCGAGGCGUUAGACUGGCUGCCGUUGCUUCAAAAGGGCGCCGACGCCACUCGCUGGGGGACGGGGGGGUUGGCGGGUUCGGGUUCCAGUUGGGAAGGAGACACGUUGCGCUGGCUCGUCCCGGCCAAAGCUCUGCUCCAUUUGUGCGCCCACGUCAUCGGCAUCCACCUGUUCAUCAUGUCGGAGGUGCGUUCCCGCAGCACCUUCCUGAAAGUGGGCCAGGCGAUCAUGCACGGCAAAGACUUGGAGGUGGAGAAGGCCUUGAAAGAGCGUAUGAUCCACUCCGUCAUGCCGCGGCGAGUCGCGGACGAGCUGAUGAAACAAGGCGACGACGAGGGUCAAGGCGGCGACAACGCCGGCAAGCGUUACUCCUCCGUCUCGAUGGGCGGCGGCGCCGGAGCGUCACAAGCCCAAAGUGCCACGAGUGCCAAGAGCUUCCCAUACAACAAUCACAAGCGCAAGAAGACCUCCAUCCCCAGUGGACAGAUCAUCUUUCGGCCUUUCAAUAUGAAACGCAUGGAGCACGUCAGCAUCCUCUUCGCGGAUAUCGUGGGUUUCACCAAGAUGUCGGCCAACAAGUCGGCGCCGGCCCUGGUGGGCCUCCUCAACGAUCUGUUUGGACGCUUCGACCAUCUCUGUGAAGUCACCUGCUGUGAGAAGAUCAGCACUCUGGGGGAUUGCUACUACUGCGUGGCCGGCUGCCCGGAGCCGAGGCCGGACCACGCCUACUGCUGCGUGGAGAUGGGCCUGGGCAUGAUCCAGGCCAUCGAGCAGUUCUGCCAGGAGACGCGCGAGACCGUCAACAUGCGCGUGGGCGUCCACACGGGCACCGUCCUGUGUGGGAUCCUGGGAAUAAAGCGCUUCAAGUUCGACGUGUGGUCAAACGACGUCAAUCUGGCGAACUUGAUGGAGCAGCUGGGCGUGGCGGGCAAGGUCCACGUGUCAGAAGCUACCGCCCGGUUCCUGGAUGACCAUUACCAGAGCGAGGACGGGCAGGUGGCAGAAAGAGCCGGACAGAGCGUGGUGGAGAAGCUGAAGGGGCUGAAAACCUACCUGAUCUCAGGAAGGAAGCUGGAGCCGGAGACGCAGUGCGGCCGCUCUCAGGUGGGACUGUCAGACGGAGACGUGGCCGGGGCCGGCCUGUCCUCCUCCGGUCCUCAGCCCCGCACGCCGGACCUCGUCUCGGGGGGAGCGCGGGCCGCGGAGCCCCUGCUGUCCCACCAACGUCCAGACGGGAUCGGGCCUCCCUUUGUGCCCCGGAGUGUGAACUCGUCUUCGGGGGCGGAGCAGGGUGAAGAUGUUGCCGUGCUCAACGGCUGCCAGGAGGAGCACAAGACCAGCAGUGCCAAGUUCAUCCCAGGUCACAGUGCCAGAGCCGCCAACGGUCUCCUCAGUCCGCUGCUGGAGGACCCGGUGCGAGCCAGCCAGAGCUCCCUGUGCGACAUGCUUCAGGAGAAAGAGAAGAAUGCGAGCACCAGCACGGGAACUGGCACCAGUCUCGGCGUGGCUGGUGGCGCCGGGACAACUGGCACCGGAAUGGAUCACCCCGCACUGAUCCAGCUGCGCACCAAGAACUUCCGAGAAAAGAGUGACGCCCACUUUGUGGACGUGAUCACGGAGGACAGUCUGAUGAAGGACUACUUUUUCAAGCCACCCAUCAACAAAAUCAGCCUCAACUUCCUCGAGAGUCCUCUGGAGAAGGCGUAUCGCAGCAGCUACAAGGAGGAGGUGAAGAACCUGGUGCAAGUGCAGACAUUCGCGAGCUCCACCUUCAGCUCCUUCCUGGAUGUUCUUCUCAGCUGUUUCUUCUUCCUGGCCCUGACGCUGGCCUGUUUCCUUCCACCUCUGGUGAGCCCAGCCACCGCGGGCCCUCCGGCUCCCGCUGCCCUGGCCCUGGCUCCCCUGGCCGGCCUGUUGGAGCUGGCCUCCCUGGUGAUCUCCAUACGUAUGGCCUUCUAUCUAAAGAAGGUGAUGCACUGUACCCACUCCCUGCUCCUGGUGGUCUCUGGAUGGGUCCCCCGACAUGCUAUUGGGGCUGUGCUAGUCUCCCUUCCUGCCAUCUCCGUCUUGUCCCACCUCACCUGCAGCGUCCACUUGCCCCUCCAGGUGACCAUGUUCCUGUGCUGCGCCACCAUCCUGGCCAUCAUCCAGUUCUGUAACUUCUGUCAGCUGAGCUUCUGGAUGCGCUCAGUCCUGGCCACCGUUACAGGGGUCGCCCUGCUGCUGCUGCUGUACAGCCCCCUGCACAGAUCCGGUAAUAACAGCUUGCCAGUUCAUGGGCUGAACAUCUCCACAUUCAGUGACGGUGACUCAGCAUCGGUCACCCCUGAACCUCCUCCCCCGCGACCUCUUGACCUUCUGGUCCCGGAGGUUGUCCUGGCCUUCUUCCUGCUUCUCCUCCUGGUCUGGUUCCUGAACCGUGAGUUCGAGGUCAGCUACCGUCUCCAUUACCAUGGCAACGUGGAGGCUGACAAACACCGCUUCAAGAUCCAGACGAUGCGAGACCAGGCCGAGUGGUUACUGGGCAACAUCAUCCCCAUCCAUGUCGCCGACCAGCUCAAGGUGACCCAGAGCUACUCCAAGAACCACGACAGCGUGGGCGUGAUCUUCGCCAGCAUUGUAAACUUCAGUGAGUUCUACGAAGAGAGCUACGAGGGCGGGAAAGAGUGCUACCGCGUUCUCAACGAGCUCAUCGGAGACUUUGACGAGCUCCUCCGCAGACCCGAGUUCAAAAGCGUGGAAAAGAUCAAGACAAUCGGCGCCACCUACAUGGCUGCGUCCGGACUGAAUGUCCAGCAGUUGGCCGAGAACGACGACGACGACUCCCCGCACGCUCACCUGAGGGCCCUCUUCAACUUUGCCCUGGAGAUGAUGGGCGUCCUGGACGACUUCAACAAGAACAUGCUGGGCUUUGGGUUCAAGCUCCGCAUUGGGUUCAACCACGGGUCGCUGAUGGCGGGCGUGAUCGGCACCACGAAACUGCUCUAUGACAUCUGGGGGGACACGGUGAACAUUGCCAGCCGCAUGGACUCCACCGGGCUGGAGUGUCGCGUGCAGGUGAGCGAGGAGAGCCACGCCAAGCUCAGUGCCAUGGGCUUAGAGUUUGACUAUAGAGGUACCGUUAAUGUUAAGGGCAAAGGUCAAAUGAGGACCUUUCUGUACCCCAAAAGUGGGGAAAGUAUAUACAACGAUCAAACGGAGCUGGCCGCCAGCCUCGGAGACUCCUCCACGGCACCGGCGGUCAACGCGACGACGGGAUCUGUCGCCCGGGCGGCGCCUCUUCCUCCCUCUUCUUCCUCCCAUCUCUCCACACUCACUCCUCAACCACAGAGUGCCGUCGGGCCUUCAAGAGCAGGGCCCGAGCCCAUCCACGCAAAGUCCACAGAGGUGAGGGAGGAGGGAUACAGGGACCCUCCGCACCUCCCCGGGCCGUCCCCCGCCACAGACCUUGGGCUCCCCCCCCACUCUGAACUGGGCCCGGAGCCCAGUGCUGCACCAGAGGCCUCCCAGGUGCAGCCGGCUCCUCUCGCACCGCAAGAGGACGAGGAAGUGGCUCGUCUCUGAUCCCUCCUCUCCUCUUCCUGUGGCUUCUGCCCCCCCCCGGCGGCCCCCGGCUGCUGUCUGACUCUCCGGCAGCGAUCGCAGCAGCGGGCGGGACGUCCCUUUCUUGAGGGGCAGUUGAAGUGUCGUCAGCGCAGAUGAUGCAGAGGGAGUCUGUCACUCUGGUCACCAACAGUGGCUAUAGGAUAAUCAGUGCUGGGGGGGGGGGGGGGGGUUAGACCUGUGUUGAGCACAGCAGUAGAUUAGGGGGAUAGGCGGGAAAGGGUUCAGAGGGAAGACUGUUGGUUUUUGUUCUUGGUGUUUUUUUUCUUAUUCAUUUUUGUAAUUAAGUGCCUUCAGGACUAGAACAGCGAAUGAACAAAUAUAAAUUACUGAACAAAGUUUUAACAGUUUUAAGAAAAGGAAAAUGCUGUGGUUUCUUACUCCAUGCUUUUGUUUUCAAUGCAAGUAUUUCUUUAAAAAUUAUAUAUAUAUAUUGUUUUGUUUUAACUUGAUCAAAGUCUUGACCUUACUUAAGGGACAGUUAUUUUAGAUGCUACAUAAGGGCCAGUGCAGCGUGAUGGGCUGAGCAGGGGAUUAUGGGAAGAAUGAUGCAAUCACAUGAAGCAGUGUUAAUAUAUGUAUUCAGCUUGAACUUGAGGGCUUAAUACAGUAUUAAUUUGUGCUCGAGUCUCAUUAAAAGCGACGCGCUUCAAGGCACGCUGCAUAGAUAUUAGUUUGUGUAGUAGCUAAAUGCACAUUUUAAGCACAGGUCUUGCACAUUGUUUUCUCGACCACUUGUAUUUGGAAGUUAUCACCGUGAAGGGCUAUUCAAACGGCGGCCGAUGUCUAAAGUUAUGGUUCUGUCACGAGUACAAUCCCACGCACACAACGACAAAUCGCUUAAGGGAUUUUAGAUUUUGGAAGAAAGGGUUUUUAAAAAAAGGGAGAGCAUCAUAAAAGCAGGAAGGCACUUUAAAUAUAGUUAAAGUGAAACUCUAUACAGGAGACCAGCAGGGUGCUGCUGGGACCUGUAGUUUUUAGAACAUGUUUCUCAAACAGGAAUAAGUGCCUAGUCUGUUGGGGACGGUAUUCAGUGGCUCGUGUGGUGGUGAAGUCAAUAUUUUCAGCAGCAGGACGGUGUACUGCGGGGUCGGCUCAAAAUGAAACUACAGAGCUCAUCUUUGUUGUAUUGAAAGAAAAUGUCACCCAGUGCUCAUUGAUAUGUUUUAUUAACGGAGAGAGAAAUAAGAUCUAUCAGACGAUACUUGUUCCGUUGAUCAAUUCAUUGUUUUGCUUUUUUGUCUUUUUGUGGAAGUUGUUCACCAAAAGAAAAAAACACAUCGGAGGGGAGAGAGUUAGAUACUCAAAAGGUUUUGAGUGGAGUGUCACAGGAAGUAGGACCGUGAUGGACAAUCACAGGGGAAGGUAUCGAUGGAUGAUCGGGUGGUCCACAGUUCAACCACAGUAACAACAGUAAUGUAUUUAAAAACCUCACACUCCAAUUUAGCUCCAAUCGUUGCCUUCAUCGCCAAAAUAAAAUAAAAACAGACAUCGUUCAGUUCAUCACUAUCGAUGUAUUUUAAUAGUAUUGUCUGCCUUCAGCUGUGUGAUGUGCGGUUGAAGGGGUGGGACUUUUAACUUCAUCCAGUCACAGCCUUUAUAGGGAGGGGCCCCUCUACUGUAUCACCUGACCUACAUUGCCACUUUAAUUGAGCGAUCUAUAGGUGCAGUGCAAUCUAAACUAGCUAAAUGUUUUGUGGUGCCUAAAAAGUACGAGUGUGUUUUUUGAAUAUCUUGUUUUUUUUGUAUCAUGCUGUUUUCAUAACGAGGAUAGAUUAUGAUUGUAUGCUUGAGGAAAUGAUGCCCGCUGUGCAGGUUUUUCUGCAUUUUUUUUUUUUUGGGGACAAAUUCCAUAUUUUUUCCAGCCUGUCAAUAACCGGUUGCCUGGAAUAGUUUGGUAGUGGUGGUGGUGGUGGUGUAGCCGGCACCUCUGUGGUUCUCUUUGCUCUUCACUCACUUCUUGCUUUUGUCUUCACUCCUGAGAGCACUUGUUUCCCUUCUGUAAUUUGGGUGUGCGAGAAAGAGAUUACAUUUCUACUCCGAGUCAAUAACACAAUGAGAGAUCACUGUCGUGAAAUGCAAAAAUCAAUCAGUCAGCUGCAUGGCCACUGAGGACUGUCACACACUUAGUUGUGUUCUUCGAAAUGGAGAAAAGAAAGCUCUAACAUUUGGAAAUCAAAUCCUGCAAACACAUCUCUUUUUUUAGAGACGGGUCAACAUUCGGACUUAAGCAUCUCACUUUAGAAGCUUUGGCCACUUGGAGAUGAGGAGGAACCAUCCAUAAUGAUGUAGCUGCCUCCAUCAAUAGCAUAGAAUCAUUUGUUGUUUUGUUUACCCCGACCAUUGUUUGCUCCAAACAUACACAACCGGUGCCUUUUGAAUGAGGAUUAUGUUUCGUCAGCGUGAUUAUUUGUGUCAAAUAAUCACAACAUUAGUAGCAUAAAAGCAUUAAAAUCCAAGGCAGUUCCUCCAGAAACCAUCACUCUAAACCAGGACACACUCAUGUCUACACAAAAUCUGCUUUGUUGCCACAAAUCCCUUGCCAUUGCGACUAAUUUUAUAAUGCGCUCAAGUUUGCCAAACCUAAUAAACCAAACCACACAAACUUAUGGAAACAGGCGGCAAUAUCAGGUAUCGGUUUCGAAUGAAAGUUCUGUGAUUUUUUUUCUCCCCCCCCCCCCCCCAGACAAUUUUGCCAGAUGACCCUUCGGCCUCGCCUGUGAGGUCAGGAUGUGUCGCGUGAGCCCGAGCUGGCACAGCAGACAGAAACGAGCCAUCGUAGAUUAAAGAUGUGGUGCUCCACCUGUUGAUGGGCACACCACCUCGCCAGAAGUGCACAUCUGUACACGUGUAUGAAUAAAAUAUUAAAGUGAA
This is a messenger RNA of Pseudoliparis swirei, 13873 nucleotides long. It is a transcript of the gene adcy9a, whose product is annotated as adenylate cyclase 9. NCBI's taxonomy places the organism in Eukaryota, Metazoa, Chordata, Actinopteri, Perciformes, Liparidae. The coding region runs from base 6578 to 10960 and encodes 1460 amino acids. The record is from RefSeq and is a predicted model, not a curated record. Gene Ontology annotation, biological process: cyclic nucleotide biosynthetic process; intracellular signal transduction; adenylate cyclase-activating G protein-coupled receptor signaling pathway. The transcript has 11 exons. Gene Ontology annotation, molecular function: adenylate cyclase activity.